This is a messenger RNA of Emys orbicularis (European pond turtle), 2223 nucleotides long. It is a transcript of the gene AMPD1, whose product is annotated as adenosine monophosphate deaminase 1. Gene Ontology annotation, biological process: IMP salvage; AMP metabolic process. Gene Ontology annotation, cellular component: cytosol. The transcript is spliced from 15 exons. The coding region runs from base 1 to 2223 and encodes 740 amino acids. Gene Ontology annotation, molecular function: AMP deaminase activity. Lineage: Eukaryota; Metazoa; Chordata; Testudines; Emydidae. The record is from RefSeq and is a predicted model, not a curated record.
AUGCCACAAGUGAAAGUUGCAGAGACGGAUGAGGCGAUGCGCUGCUUCGCUGAGAAGGUCUUUGCCUCUGAGGUGAAGGACGAGGACAGCAGGCACGAGGUCUCACCUUUUGAUGUGGAAGAAAUCUGCCCCAUCUUGCACCAUGAAAUGAGGGAGCACAUGAUCCACCAGGAGACCACAGCCACGGCUGACAAGCGGAAGAAGCGGAUUUCCCUGAAGACAAUUGCACUUGCUCUGCCCAUUGCUGAAACUUCUGCAACCAAACUAUCCACCAUUGAGGAGUUCAUCGCUGCCUCGCCACUGUACCAGUCUGUGCCUGACUUCCAGCGUGUGCAGAUCACAGGGGACUAUGCCUCAGGGGUCACAAUUGAGGAUUUUGAAGUCGUCUGCAGAGGCCUCUACCGGGCUUUGUGCAUCCGGGAGAAAUACAUGCAGAAAUCGUUUCAGAGGUUCCCCAAGACCCCGUCCCAGUAUCUGCGCAACAUGGAAGGCGAGGUUUGGCAAGCCGAGGAUGGGCAUGCCCCAGUGUUCACCCCCCUUGUGAAGGAGGGUGAGGACCCUUUCCGGUCGGACAAUCUGCCCGAGGACUUGGGCUACUGCGUCUGCAUGCAGGGCGGUGUGGUCUACGUCUAUGCUGACGCAGCGGCUGCCAGACGAGGGAAGCCCAAGGACCUGCCCUACCCCAACCUCGAGGACUUCCUCGAUGACAUGAACUUCCUCCUCGCCCUGAUUGCACAGGGACCCAUGAAAACCUACGCUCAUCGGCGCCUGAAGUUCCUCUCCUCCAAGUUCAAUGUGCACGAGAUGCUGAAUGAGAUGGAGGAGCUGAAGGAGCUGAAGAACAACCCUCAUCGGGAUUUUUACAACUGCAGGAAGGUGGACACCCACAUUCAUGCUGCGGCCUGCAUGAACCAGAAGCACCUGCUGCGCUUCAUCAAGAAGUCGUACCGUGUGGACGCGGAGAGGGUCGUGUAUGACGCCAAGGGCAAGAAACUCACCCUGAAGCAGCUCUUCCAGCAGCUCAACAUGCACCCCUAUGGCCUGACGGUGGAUUCUCUGGAUGUUCACGCUGGGCGCCAGACCUUCCAGCGCUUUGACAAGUUUAAUGACAAGUACAACCCGGUGGGAGCCAGUGAGCUGCGUGACCUCUACCUGAAGACAGAAAACACCAUUGAUGGCGAGUACUUUGCCACCAUCAUCAAGGAAGUUGGCUCUGACUUGGAGGAUGCCAGGUACCAGCACGCGGAACCCCGCCUGUCCAUCUAUGGGCGCUCGCCAGAGGAGUGGCCCAAGCUGGCCAGCUGGUUCAACAGGCACAGGGUCUACUCCCCCAACAUGAAGUGGAUGAUCCAAGUGCCCAGGAUUUACGACGUGUUCCGGGCCAAGAACUUCCUCCCCCACUUUGGGAAGAUGCUGGAGAAUAUUUUUGUGCCUGUGUUUGAAGCGACAGUCAGUCCUCAGGCCAACAAGGAGCUGAGCGUAUUCCUGCGACACAUCACCGGCUUCGAUAGCGUGGACGACGAGUCCAAGCACAGUGGGCACAUGUUUUCCACCAAGAGCCCCAAGCCGGACAAGUGGAGCCAUGAGAAGAACCCGUCGUAUACCUACUACCUGUACUACAUGUACGCCAACAUCAUGGUGCUCAACAACCUCCGCAGGGAACGCGGCAUGAACACCUUCCUGUUCCGACCCCACUGCGGGGAAGCCGGGGCCAUCACCCACCUGCUCGCAGCCUUCAUGACAGCAGAUAAUAUCUCCCAUGGCCUGAACCUAAAGAAGAGUCCUGUGCUGCAGUACCUGUACUUUCUUGCCCAAAUCCCCAUUGCUAUGUCCCCGCUCAGCAACAACAGCCUCUUCCUUGAAUACGCCAAAAACCCGCUGCUGGACUUCCACCAGAAAGGCCUGAUGGUCUCUCUCUCCACGGACGACCCCAUGCAGUUCCACUACACCAAGGAGCCCCUGAUGGAGGAAUACGCCAUUGCUGCCCAAGUCUUCAAACUCAGCACCUGUGACAUGUGUGAGAUUGCCAGGAACAGUGUCUUGCAAUGUGGUCUGUCCCAUGAGGAGAAGACCAAGUUCCUGGGGGAGAAUUACCGUGAGGAGGGGCCCCAAGGCAACAACAUCUGGAAGACAAAUGUAGCUCAGAUCCGCAUGGCCUAUCGCUAUGAAACCUGGUGCUAUGAACUCAACCUCAUCGCAGAGGGGCUGAAAAUCAUGGAGUAG